AGGGACCCGGAAGUGGUGGCGCAGCGCAGCAGAGAGACUGACGGCGAAGACACGAACGACUUUCUCCUUUCUUUCUCGCGACUUUUUUUACUGUUGGGCAGACAACACGAGAAAGAAAAAGUAGAAGAAGUCCCGGAAGUCUUCCAGACAGUGUCUUCGGUGCUCGCUCUCCCCUACCUGUGUGCUGUCUGUUCUCCAGCCAUGGACCACAUGAACCACAUGAACCACAGCGCCAUGGCGAUGGACCACGCCCACCACCAACACGUCACCGUGGCAACGCCCACAACCGGCCACGACCACGGGGGAGACCACGGGGGGGGAGGGGGGGACGGGGGGGACCAUGGAGGACACGGGGGCAUGGCGAUGACCUUCUACUUCGGCUACACCAACGUGGAGCUGCUGUUCACCGGGCUGCUCAUCAACUCCCCCGGAGAGAUGGUGGGGGCGUGUAUCGGAGUGUUCCUAUUGGCUGUCCUGUACGAGGGGCUGAAGAUGGGCCGAGAGUCUCUGCUGCGCCGUAGUCAGGUCAACGUCCGCUACAACUCGAUGCCCCUCCCCGGGGCAGAUGGUACGGUCCUCAUGGAGACGCACAAGACCGUCGGGCAGCGGAUGCUAAGCCCCGCCCACUUCCUGCAGACGCUGCUCCACAUCCUGCAGGUGGUGGUGAGCUACUUCCUGAUGCUCGUCUUCAUGACCUACAACGCCUACCUCUGCAUCGCCGUGGCAGCCGGCGCCGGCAUGGGCUACUUCCUGUUCAGCUGGCGCAAGGCCGUGGUCGUCGACAUCACCGAGCACUGCCACUAGCUAGCGCGCUAGUUAGCAUCCGGUCUGAGGGGUCUGAUUUCUGCUGAUCACAAUCAAUAAAACGCUAACGUUAGCACGCUAGCCGGCCUGGAACUACAAAUCCCAGAGCGUUAGCAGCAAUUUGAGUUAGCGUAGGACACGAGACACUAAACACUAACGUCUGUAGUUAGCCGUUCGUACAUACAAAGUUUUUUAGUUGUUUUUUGUGAACUCCUGUUGGUUGGCGAGCCAGCCAAUCACAGCUCAGAUCAUCUCAGACGGUUCUGAUUGGCCAAAUCCUGUCAAUCGGUCUUAUUUCAUUUUUAGUGCCAAGAUGUUAGCGUCCGUAGCUUGUAGUUAGCAUUGUUAGCAUCUGAUCAAUCAUAACAUUGUAAACAUUAGAUUAGGAAUGUUUUACACAAGUGUUCGUUUAGUUUUGAUUUAUUAAACUUAUUAAAACUAACAUUUUACUUUGAAAUAACAAAAUAAUCUUCAGACAGUUUAUAUUUUAAGACUGUUCACAACAUCCUCCUUACAUUUCUUUUUUUAAGAACUCCCAUUGGUCUGUGAGCCGGCCAAUCAGAGCUUAGAUGUUUUUAAAAAACAUCACAUUAAUUGUCUUUGAUUUUCAAAAUAAAACAAACUUUUUCACAGUUUCAAAAAAAUAUAUAAAUCAUCACGAAGCAUUGAGUCGCUUCUUAAAUCACAAACAUUUCAUGAAUGAAAUUCACUAAAAUAACUUUUUAACCCGUUAUGUUUUUGUUUUUGUGUUUUUGUGUUUUUGUCGCCACCGUCGGCCUUAACCCCGACACGCCACGCACUGCCUUAACGUGGCGGGACGUCCUGACGCAGACUGGAGGCCAGUGUUGAUCUGUAGGGAAACUUAUGAACUGUUUUAGAGUCUGAGACGGAGGUCCAGGGACAGAAGACCCUUAAAGUCAAACUUCUUUAAAGGGUUUCACCAUGGACUCUGUCUCCAUGUCUGAGUGUCUGAUGGGACAAGUAUUACACCAGAACCAGGCAGUAAUAUAACCCUACAGGACUAAUGUUCAGCAGCAGUUAGAGUCCACUUAAACCCACCAGACUCCAUGUAAAUAAUCAGGAC
Molecule: messenger RNA, 1888 nt
Organism: Perca flavescens (yellow perch)
Lineage: Eukaryota; Metazoa; Chordata; Actinopteri; Perciformes; Percidae
Gene: slc31a1
Product: solute carrier family 31 member 1
Exons: 6
Coding region: 202-804 (200 amino acids)
Biological process (GO): copper ion transmembrane transport
Cellular component (GO): membrane
Molecular function (GO): copper ion transmembrane transporter activity
Source: RefSeq, a predicted model, not a curated record